Molecule: messenger RNA, 321 nt
Organism: Trichoderma gamsii
Lineage: Eukaryota; Fungi; Ascomycota; Sordariomycetes; Hypocreales; Hypocreaceae
Exons: 2
Molecular function (GO): protein binding
Source: RefSeq, a predicted model, not a curated record
ACGUCCUCUCAAAUCUUUGUCUCGAGGGGUGUUGCGGGAGCCCGGUCGACAAGGUCGAGUGGAACUUCUCAACGACCUGCAAAUAGGCCUGGCGAAGGGAUGGCGGUUAUAGCGCUGGUGACGAGCGGCGACAGGAGGAUAUACGCGCUUCCUGGACAGCUGGCUGACGUGGAGACGGUAUAUGGAGGUGGUUAUGAGGACGAAGAUGAGGAGCCUGAGUUGUCUGCCGCCAUGAAGCUCCCUGUCGAAGUGGUCCAGAAGAUCUACCAACAUCUAUCGCCAAUGGACUUUGAUUCAGCGAGACAUACAUGCCGAGUAUAG